AUGCAAGUUGUACAUUUGCAAGGGAAACUUGCUCGAAGUCCAGUUAGUGCAGUUCUUUAUCUGGUGCGUAAUGGCGGAUUCGGGUUUGUAGUGAGAGUUGCAGUUAGUGUUAUAUGCGAUGAGCUUUUUGAAGAAGCAGACGAGUUACUAUCAAAAAUAAAGAGGAAAGAACGAAGGUCAUGUUGGGAAAGAAGUUGGGUAUCAAGAAGAUCGCAAUUAGGAGGAUCAAGACUAUUAGAUGAAUUGGCGAGAGAAGACAAGGAUAUCUAUAGAAACGUCCUCCAUAUUUCAAGAAGUAAAUCUGACGAUUUGUUAGACCGUGUGAAAGAGUGCAUACAGAAAAAAGAUACAAAAAUGAGGGUAGCCAUACCAUCAAACAUUAAAUUAGAAAUUACGUUAAGACAUUUAUUAUAUAAUAUAAUCAUGGUGAGACAAAAGUGUUUUUUGUGUAAGGUUGAGGCUGGAAAAGUAGGCAGUGAAGGGAUAUCUUUUCACAGUACAUCAUCGUCAAGUAUUGAUAUUUCCCCAAAAUAUGUUUCUGUGAUGCCAAAAGGUAUUGCAAGCUCCCUAGAUGUGACUGGCAGCUCCAUAAGCUCUUCAUCCAGAAUUAAUACUGAUGAGAGGUAUGUUUCAUGA
This is a messenger RNA of Acanthoscelides obtectus, 636 nucleotides long. NCBI's taxonomy places the organism in Eukaryota, Metazoa, Arthropoda, Insecta, Coleoptera, Chrysomelidae. The record is from the annotation of a GenBank genome assembly.